This is a messenger RNA of Fonticula alba, 3142 nucleotides long. RefSeq lists its product as hypothetical. NCBI's taxonomy places the organism in Eukaryota, Rotosphaerida, Fonticulaceae. The record is from RefSeq and is a predicted model, not a curated record. The transcript is spliced from 5 exons. Bases 383 to 3142 code for a protein of 919 amino acids.
CCCCAUUCCCCCAACUUGCGCCCCGCUGCCGCCCCCUCCGCUCGCCUCGCCCACCACCACCACCACUUCCACUGUUUCCUCGGCCCUCUCCGUUCCGCCGCUCCCCCCUCCGCUCUUUAGCUCUACCUCGACCGCCAGCCCUCGCCGGGCCCCGCGGCGCCCGUGCAUCCUCCGCCGGCCACCGCCCGCGCACAUCCCCCCUCUUUGUCCCAGCGUCGCCUGCUUAAUCUCCCGCCCGUGCCGUUGGGGAGGCCGCGCGCCGGCCCGGCCUCCCCGCAGAAACAUAAACACGCAGGCCCACGCGCCCAGCGGCCGAUCUGAUGACGCCCAGUGGGUGGUCGGCGAUCUGCUUCAUGACCCCCGGGCCUUCAACACACCCUCCAUGACUUCGCAAGGCAUGCCCAUUCAAGCGCCAUUGGUCGCUGAUUUGCCCGCAGGUGCCGGCAUCCCUGGGCCUCCUCUCUCGCCCACUCGCUCCGAGGGCCCCGGCCGCGCUAGCCCCCCGCGACAGACAGUCCCUGGACCUCCUCAUGGGUCGAGCCCCGGCCUUCGGCGCCAGCCGUCACUACGGUCUUCCUCCAGUGCCCUGGUGUACAUUCCUCCCCCGGCAGCCACUGGGAGAGAGGGGAUUCGGAUCCCCUGCUCCUUCUUCCCUCUCUGCGCGAAUGACCUGACCACGGUCAAGUCCAUUUGCUCCGGCUGCCUCUUUCACAGCUACCGGCUUGUGCGAUCCAGCGAAGACGCAUUGAAUGAGCAGCGGCGGCAGGCCAUCUGUAUCAUUGCUCGUGGCUUCGGCAAUUUCGACGCCAAGCAGGAGGGAGUCCUGGCGGCGGCGGCUGGCGCGCAACUUCCCGCCCGUGGAGGUCCCCCAUCCUCCCUAGCCCCGCUCAUUUUGUCCUUCUGCCAGUUCCCGGAGCCGGUGUUCACAUUCGACCAGUACACCGCCGGGUUCAUGGGGCCCAGUCGAUGCGAACCCAAGUGCCGCCUCCCGGUGCCGGACUACCCGGCGCAGGUCCGCUGGCUGGCCGGCGAACCGCUUGGGCGUGUCCUCCUCCAGGAUCAAGCCAUCCAGGCUGCCUUAACUUCGGUGCACCAUCUGCGCCAGAACCUGGCCCGGCGAGCUGAGGCCGUGCGCCAGGAAAAGCAGCGCCUCCGAGAUCGGGUGGGGGCCUUGCGCCAGCGCCGGCACAGCUUGGCGGCUGCCGAGCUGCUGCUUGCCGCCCCCGGUCCCCGACCGGCCCCAGCGCCCGACACCGAGACCCUGGCACUUCUUCAGACCCAACGCGCUCGCCUGGCGGCCGAAUUGCACGACCUCUUCCCCCUGAAGCACCACUCCUCGCCGGGAAAUCCCGGCGCGGUAUUCCUACACAAGUGCUUUGUCCGCAUCGAUGGCGACAUUUCCGGCCUCAUGGCUUCGGAUCUUGUGUACAUGCUCCAAUCCGGGACCCACCUGCUUCGACUGCUGUAUAGCCUUCUGGUGGUCGACACGACUGGGCUGCCGGUGAGCAUUGUCAGGAGCCUGGCCUCGCCGAGUGACCUCCAGUGGAUUGCCUUCGAUCCGGCCGCACGGAACUUCGCCAUCGACUCCGCGGGCAUUCACGCGGCCUUUGGCCGCUUCAACCAUGCAUGUGCGGCCCUGAGCCUGGCGCUUCGGCGACCGCUGAUUAUCCAGGGCCAAGAGUACUCCCUGGCCCGGGGGGCUGAUCUCGGCGUCGAGCAGGCUGCCGUGGACCACAUUUAUCCGCCUUUUCUGGCGGAUACGUGCCGCAUUGACGAGCGCCGUGCCGGCCUCCUGGUCCUCUUCCGCAUCCUUGGCGAGCUGAAGCUUGGUCUACUUCCAUUCCGGACAGUCGUCCGCGGAGGGUCCCUCCAGAUGCCGGAGCUGGGGGAAUGUGCCAUGCUGGACUUCCGCAAUCCGCUACACCCGCCACCGGUGGAUUACAUCUUUUUUGACGAGUCCACCGGGCCCGUUACCUCCACCUGGUCGUACAUCUCGGCAUCGAUCGACAUCCCGCCGGAGGAGGAGCGCGCCUUGGCCGCCACCUCGCCCGGUGGCACCGGCACCUCGUCCGUCAACCACGGCGGCGGCGGCAGCAGCAGCAGCAGCAGCUGGCGUGCCUCGCGCUCCGGCGACUCGCUCGCCCGGGGCCUGGCCUCGGUCGGAGGGAGGCUGUUCUCUGUCGAUCGCCAGCCGGAUGUCGCGAGCCUCCUGCCCGAGGGUCCGACCGGAUCAUCGCCACACAGCUCCGGCAGUUUGCUUUACUCGGCCCAGGGAUCGCCUCUCAUGUCGGGGUCCGCCUCCUCGGCACCGGGGUCGCCCCCAUUGGGUCCUGGCCGGCCAGCCGAUGCCCCAGGCGCAUCGCUGAACCCGGGGUCCGACAGCGACUCCUCCUGCUCGGGCGGGGUCCUCUUUGAUGUGCCCUCAUUAGAUGUCCUCGUGGCAGAUGAGACCACGCCGGCUGUGAAGUACACCCCGCUGCCGGCCAGCCACGGGGAGGACAAUUCCCUUGCCCGGGGGCUCAAUUCCUUGGCCAGUCGAUUGUACCAUUCGGUCGCCUCACCAGGGGGGGCCAGCCUGGGGGGGGGCACACAGCCUGGUGGCGCUGGCGGGGGCUCGGCGGCCGGUCCGGGCAACCCCCGGCAAAUUGUCGACGGCCUGGCCCGGUUUUCGGCCAUGCUUGGCUCGCUGUCCCUGCGGCCAGGGACCGAUGGCGCAUACCCCGACCAUGGGGCCAAUCCGAGCGGGUACCUGCCACCCGAGCACCAGGUCGACGAAUCGCUCAUCCUGGACCUGGACGAUGAGGAGGAGGAGGAGGAGGAGGCCGGCGAGGCGGGCUUCGGCCCAGGUGCCGGCCGACCGGGCUCGCUGGACGACCUGUUCGGCAUCAGCGCCCAUCCGCCAGACACCCUGGGGUUGGAUGCCAGGCCGUCGGGCUACUCCCUCCAAAUGCCCUCCCGGUCAUCGACAACCCAUGACCCGCACUAUGAGUACCUAGUGGAAAGCUUCCAGGCAAUGCAGUCGCACCAGUUGACGCGACAGUCGCAGGGGGCCGCCACGCGACAUCCCCCGCCGCCGGGUGGCUCGCCCCCGGUGUCUCGGCAGAACCCGAAUGAGGAGGACUGGGACGAUUUGGGCACCUAA